This is a messenger RNA of Guillardia theta CCMP2712, 687 nucleotides long. RefSeq lists its product as hypothetical. The transcript is spliced from 2 exons. The coding region runs from base 74 to 451 and encodes 125 amino acids. The record is from RefSeq and is a predicted model, not a curated record. NCBI's taxonomy places the organism in Eukaryota, Cryptophyceae, Pyrenomonadales, Geminigeraceae.
AGCUUGCAGAGACGAGAGGGGAGGGCGAGCAGAAGAGGAGGAGGAGCAGAGGAGAGGCUAGGCUCGUGGAGCGAUGGAGACUUUAGCUGAGGAUCUACCAGUCAUCGUCGACUUCUCGGGUUGCCCUGAUGCGACAUGCGAGGACAUGUUCCAUGCUCUCAGAGCGCAGGAUAAAAUCACUGUCCUCCGGCUUGAUGGAUGCAAGAACAUCACAUGCGAGGACGUCCGAAGAGCCUUGCCACUUAUUGGCGGACAGCUGGAAGAGCUGUCCAUUGCACAUUGCACGAACUUAUCAGGCGACGAGCUCUCCGAGCUUUUCUGCAGUGAGUUUCCUCUGCUGCAGACUUUGAAUGUGAGCGGAUGUGAACAGUUCAGUCCCGGACAUCUGGCGAAAAUUGUUUUCUUCCGCAACAUGAAGAAUUUGUCUCAGAUUCGAAUUAUGACAGGUUAAUCACAUCAACUGGACUUCAUUCUCGUCCAUGCAGUUUCUUGCCUCCACCUCCUCCUGCUUCCAGCUUUUCACUUCCCUCUCAAAAGUCUCCUGUAAGUUUUGAUCAGAGCCCUUCAGUCUCUCCAUGGACGCAAACCUGGUCCAUUCCUAAGGAGGCAAAGAAGUACUCGUCUCCAGCAGUAUCGUUGUUGAACUAGAGGGUCGAACCAUCACGCGAGUAAAAUGCAAGAUAAGAC